Molecule: messenger RNA, 3063 nt
Organism: Rhizoctonia solani
Lineage: Eukaryota; Fungi; Basidiomycota; Agaricomycetes; Cantharellales; Ceratobasidiaceae
Product: Sec7 guanine nucleotide exchange factor
Exons: 10
Coding region: 1-3063 (1020 amino acids)
Biological process (GO): regulation of ARF protein signal transduction
Molecular function (GO): guanyl-nucleotide exchange factor activity
Source: RefSeq, a predicted model, not a curated record
AUGGAGAUAUCCACCAUAGUCGACGGAUUUGGAGAGGGACUGCAGGAUGCUUUGGGUGGAAUCAGGGGCUCGCCUCAUCGAACUACCUUUCCUGCCAACGCUCAAAAGGCUUAUUCGCUACGUCCAGUUCGACAUGGCGAUCAACACGUAUCUGCUUCUAUGUCAAGGGGUAUUCCCUCUUCGCCUCUCGCUGCUCGAAGCCAGAGCAAUGCUUCGUCGUCGUCCAUGCUCGCUGUGCCUGGUACCUACCCUGCAUCAUCGAGUGGACAGACGCUCACCAAUCAGCCCAGUAUGGAGAGCAUGCGUACAGUUAGUAGCGAGACUGCUGGUACGUAUAUUACCCCUCCAAGCUCCGCCAUUCUCGAUUCCUCAAGUUCGACUCCUGGCUACAAGCCCCGCGAUGGGUGCCAACCGAGCAUUACCUUCGACCAACGCCCCUGUGGCGUUGUCUACUUCUCCACCCCUCGCUCUUCUUCAUUACGUCUAUCUUCACGACCAUUACCUCGUCGGCAGCCUCCACGCCACAGGAGCGCAGCCAGUGCUUCAGAACCUUCUCUCCUGGAAGGUAUAGCUGCGGGGAGUCCGACAACAGCAUUCGUCUCGUUAGCGACCACGCCCCCAUUCGGAAAGAAUCUUCUCGGGAGCGAGAGCGAGACCAACGAUUGGUCUCGGAUCCCGUGGCGACCAAAGAUCAAUCGAAGAGGAAGUUCAGGUGCGGCAAGCACGGAUAUGGAUGGACGUGGGAAAGAACUUGCAAAUAAAUGUUGGGAAGAGGACGAGUCGUUUUUGGCCAAAGAGAAGAUUGCAGAAUGGCUGGGUGGAACGGCUGCGAUAAAUAAGAUUGCCUUGCGGUACUAUAUGGAUAAUUUCGAUUUUACCAGGAUGAGGCUAGACGGUGCUUUUCGGCACUUGUGUACCAAGCUGUACUUGAAGGCCGAGACGCAGCAAGUUGACAGGAUCCUGGAGGAAUUUAGCAGGCGGUUUUGGGAUUGUAAUCGAGGCUCAGUAUACGCAUCUCCUUCCAUUGUCCACGCAAUUGCAUACUCUCUUCUACUCCUCAAUACCGAUCUACACAUUGCUGAGCUUACUUCGCACAUGAGCAAAAACCAGUUCGUGCGCAAUACCUGGGCUGUUAUUCAAGAUCAAAUAAGAGCACCCGAGCUUCCAAAAAGUCCAGGUUCUGGUAGUGGGUCCACUGUGAUGGAACCGCUAAAGAGUCCGAUCAAUAUUGAACGCGGACAAUUUAGCCAAGAGCAGUUGCGUUCGCAAGCUCACUUGGCAGGCGAGUCUACUCCCGAGCUAGUACUCGACGAAGAUGAAGGUCAGCUGGGUGACGGAUCGGAGCACCUUACUCGCAAGCAGCGAAGUGGAAGUCUGAAUUCUUGGAGGAGUGGGUCGCGCGAGGGCCAACUUCCUAUGAAUACGAGUAAUCCCAGCGUCACGGAUGCUUCGGAUCCAAAAACCCUACGGGUAGUGCAUGCUGUGGUUAGCGUCCGGGGAUGGGACUCGGAAAUGGAAAUGCUGCUCAAAGAAAUGUACAAUUCCGUCAAGCACCAACAGAUUCUCCAACCGCUCACGGGACUGUCGCCUCCUGAACGGCAGUCGAUGUCUCUCAGUCCAGGUAUGACAACUCUUAGUCGUACUCGGAGUCAGAGAAGUCACGUCGGGGCAGGAGGUGAUAGGAUUACAUCGCUGAAACGCGGUUCGAUUCGAGGGUUGCAAAGCCUGCUAUUAGCCCAGAGUCCAUACGGAAGUAACUCCACUGUAGAUGGUCGGAUUUCCCCAUCACCUAGCUUUGCUACCUCAAUUGGCGAGGGUGUCCCAACUCCCAACAGUCUAUUCGCACCGACGAUUGGUUUCGCAUCCAACCUCUCACAUACGAUCAUCAAGGAGGCUCAAGAAGAUGAUGUAGGAAGUGUAAAGAGCGAUGUGACCAGCUCCACCAUCAUCAGCAUCACCGAUGAGGAGCUGGCCUUGCUUGGCCCACCAUGGGCAAAGGAAGGAAUGCUAUGUCGAAAGCAGUACUGGGAAUCCGCUGGGAAACGUGCCAAGGUCAAGACUUGGAUGGAUGUCUUUGUGGUCAUUCAAAAGGGCGAGCUGAGCAUGUUCGUCUUUGGCGAAACCAGCGCCCAUACGGGGGGUGGGAACCAAGUCGGAGGUGGGAACUGGGUUUCCAACGCCAAUUGCGUCGGCAAAGUGGUUCUGGCACACGCCUUAGCACACACUUUGCCUCCUCCGGGCUACAACCGGCAGAGACCCCACUGUUUUGUCCUGACACUCGCAUCGGGUGCUGUGUUCUUUUUCCAGGCUGGGACUGAGGACCUGGUCAACGAGUGGGUAAUGACCUGCAAUUACUGGGCCGCGCGGCAGAGCAAGGAACCAUUGUCUGGGGGUGUUUCAAACAUGGAGUAUGGCUGGAACCGCGCGCUUGAGAUGAUUCAAUCUGGAAAUGUAGAAGACCGUAGGGUCGAUUCAUCAGACGCACAGAGCGUGCGCAGCGGUCGAAACUUGAACAUGCGGAUGCCCGCUUCUCCCUACAGCUCGGAACGCAUUUUCAUUCAUGAUUGGACGGGCCCCAUGCAUUCAGUAAUGCCGAGUACUCAUGAUGAGGAGACCCAAAUGGAAGCACUGCAGAAGCAAGCCAACUUACUAAAGCAAGAGUUGCACAUUCACAACGAACUCCGACAGCCUAUGAUGAAUAUGUACAUCCCUCGGUCGACAAACGCAGUUAAGGCUUCCAAUAACUGGGAGCGUAGGUCUCAAUACCUGCUGUCUGAGAUCGUCAAGUACGAUUCAUACGUGGAUUCACUACGUUCAGCCAUGUCCCAGCGUCUCAAAAGACGGGGAGAGAAGGCUCUAGAACGUGCUCUAGUUGCCUCAAGGCCCGAUGAAGACGACCUCGAACGGAUAUAUGCAUCACCGUCGAUUACUGGGUCGGGACCUGCUCGCCUCGAGCGAGGAGCAAGCAGUUCUGUGAGAGGAAGGCACCAAGUCAUCCAGGAAGACGAUGAACCAAUAACCCCACUGCCAUGCGCCACCUCUUCCGCAACAAGGUAUCGCUGA